This is a messenger RNA of Pelobates cultripes (western spadefoot toad), 308 nucleotides long. The record is from the annotation of a GenBank genome assembly. Lineage: Eukaryota; Metazoa; Chordata; Amphibia; Anura; Pelobatidae.
AUGCGCUGGGCACGGGAGGCGGCCGCUCUCCAUGCCAACAUAGCAUGGCUGCCCUGUCACCCCCCUCCCCUCUGGACUCGUGGGGGUCAUCCCAGUCCAUCCCUGGGAGGAAUCCCUUAUCCCACAACACCAAGGGACAUUUCCACAAAGAAUGCUGGAACUUCUGGCAACUCUAACAAGAUAGCAGAAGGCACGCAAAGUCCCAGAACCACCAAAACAAACCAACAUAUCUUGUCCAAUGGAGACAGAAUCUUUGAAGACUUUUGGCAACGUCUAGAAAGCAGAAUGCAUCACCCUAGCCUGCGAGA